Molecule: messenger RNA, 15376 nt
Organism: Xenopus tropicalis (tropical clawed frog)
Lineage: Eukaryota; Metazoa; Chordata; Amphibia; Anura; Pipidae
Gene: birc6
Product: baculoviral IAP repeat containing 6
Exons: 74
Coding region: 202-14706 (4834 amino acids)
Biological process (GO): apoptotic process; protein ubiquitination; regulation of cell population proliferation
Cellular component (GO): centrosome; midbody; Golgi apparatus
Molecular function (GO): ubiquitin-protein transferase activity; ligase activity; ubiquitin conjugating enzyme activity
Source: RefSeq, a predicted model, not a curated record
AACUGGUGCGGGUGCUGUUUUCCUGUCAGCCGACGCAGUGGCUGUGUGCGGGUCCCGCUCCUCUUCCUGUUCCACCUACCCCCGGUUUCUGGCUCCUCAGUCCUUCCUUGGAACUACCGUACACGGCUUUUCUCUUCCUUAUUUACCAUCCCGGCCUCCCCGCCCGGUGUCCCUCACGGAGGGGGGGACCAGCUGCCGAAGAUGGCGGCGGGGGCCUCGGAGUGGCUGCUCCUAAGAGACGGCUGUUUUCGCUGCGACGAGCAGGGUGUGAGCAGCUUGUCCUACCACCCGUCUCUUAAUGCGAUCCUGGCUGUCACUAACCGGGGCAGCAUUAAAGUGAUCGACGGCACGUCAGGGGCCAUUCUGCAGUCGUCAGCUGCACACGUGAAACCUGGUGGUCGAGUGAGAUGUCAGUAUUUCCCAACAGUGGAUAAAGUUAUUUUUGUAGAUGAUUAUGCAGUGGGCUGUAGAAAAGAUCUAAAUGGAAUUUUAUUGCUAGAGACAGCACUUCAAACCCCAGUUUCCAAACCAGAUGAUGUGAUCCAGCUUGAGUUGCCUGUUACGGAGGCACAACAGCUGUUGUCUGCUUGCCUGAAGAAGAUUGAUGUUUCUAGUGCCGAAGGCUAUGACUUGUUUAUCAUGCAGCUAAAAGAUGGCUUUAAAAAUACCUCACACGAGACUGCAGGAAAUCACAAAGUUGCUAAGUGGGCAACCGUGACAUUUCAUCUUCCUCAUAACGUGUUGAAGUCUCUGAUGAGUGCAAUUGUAAAUGAGCUAAAGAAGAUCAAUCAAAACAUCGCCGCACUACCCGUAGCCUCAUCUGUGAUGGAUAGAUUAUCUUAUCUGUUACCAAGUGCUAGACCGGAGCUAGGAGUUGGUCCUGGUCGUUCUGUAGAUCGGUCCUUGAUGUAUAGUGAAGCAAACAGAAGGGAGACUUUUACAUCGUGGCCUCAUGUGGGAUAUAAAUGGGCCCAGCCUGACCCAAUGGCUCAAGCAGGAUUUUAUCAUCAGCCGGCUUCUUCAGGAGAUGACCGGGCCAUGUGCUUCACUUGUAGUGUAUGCUUAGUGUGCUGGGAACCUACUGAUGAACCAUGGUCGGAGCAUGAAAGACAUUCCCCAAUCUGCCCCUUUGUCAAAGGUGAACACACACAGAAUGUACCCCUUUCCGUAACACUAGCAACAUGUCCAGCACAGUUCCCUUUCGCAGAUGGCACAGAUAGGAUAUCCUGUUUUGGGGUUGGAAAUUGUCCGCAUUUUUUAGCUGCUGCAACAAAAAGAGGGAAGAUAUGUGUAUGGGAUGUUUCUAAACUCAUGAAGGUGCACUUAAAAUUUGAGGUAAAUGCAUAUGACCCUGCAAUAGUACAAUUGUUGGUACUAUCUGGAGACCCUAAUUCUGCUGUAGAAGCUAGAAGGCCAACACUGGCAUGGCUUGAGGAUUCAUCCAGCUGUUCUGAUAUCCCGAAAUUAGAAGGUGACAGUGAUGACUUACUGGAUUAUUCAGAUAGUGAAGAACGUUCUAGGUCUGACUCUGUGACUGGGCACACAUCACAAAAGGAAACCCUGGAGAUGAGUCUGGAUAUAACAGCCCUCAGCGUACUCCAGCAGCCAGAGAAACUACAGUGGGAAAUUGUUGCAAAUGUCCUUGAAGAUACUGUAAAGGAUUUAGAGGAACUUGGAGCUAACCCUUCUUUAGCUAGUUGCAAAAGUGAAAAGACAAAGGAGAAGCAUUUAGAACAGCACAACAUUCCCUUUCCUUGCUUAGUGACUGGUGGUUUACUAACAUACAGAUCUCCUGCUUCUUCCCCAACUAGUAGUAAUUCCCGAAGGUCUUUGGAUGCUUUAAGUAGGACUCCAGGUGAGAGCGCUUCUGAUCAGGGCUCAACUGAUGAAUCUGGCACCAAUUCUGAACUUAAUUCUCCUCUUGUAAAACGGACUCUACCGGUGUUGUUGCUUUACAGCAUCAAGGAGUCUGAUGAAAAAGCAGGGAAACUCUUUUCUCAGAUGAACAAUAUUAUGAGUAAAAGUUUACAUGAUGAUGGGUUCACUGUGCCACAAAUCAUUGAGAUGGAGCUUGAUAACCAGGAACAACUACUUUUACAGGAUCCCCCUGUUACAUACAUACAGCAGUUUGCUGAGGCUACUGCUAAUCUGACAUCUCCUGACUCAGAUAAGUGGACUUCAAUGAUUCCCAAACCUGGGACCUUAGUGCAGUGUUUGCGACUUCCCAAGUUUGCAGAAGAGGAGAACUUAUGUGUUGAUUCCAUUAUCCCAUGUUCUGAUGGUGUCCACCUUUUAGUAGCAUUACAAAAAUGUCCAGCAGAGCCAUUGAGUGCAAUAAAUCAAGUUGAGGCCUUGAAUAAUUUAAAUAAAUUAAAUUCUGCACUUUGUAGUAGAAGGAAAGGAGAAGUAGAACCUAGUUUAAGUGUAGUGAAUGGCACCAGCAUCAAUGUUAUCCCCUGUGAGUCUUCAUCUGAAGUUCAUGAUCCUUUAAUUAUUCAGCCUGACAAGAGAACUGUGAGUGGGGGUUAUCUUGUGAUUUACAAAAUGAAUUAUACCACCAGGAUAGUAACGUUGGAGGAGGAUCCAGUAAAAUUUUUACAUAUUAAGGACCCUCAAGAUGCAAUUACCUCACUUAUUUUGCUACAGCCAGAUAUUUUAGAUAAUAGAGAGGAUGACUCUGAAGAAUCUUCAGAAGAAACCCCUUUAACUCCUAAACAUGUCAAUGGGAAAGAAAAGAAAUGUGACAUGCAGAGUUUGGGGCACCUGGUUGUAACUACUCAAGCUGGAUAUGUAAAAAUAAUAGAUCUGUCAACUUUUGAAAUAAUGGCUAAAGUUGAUCCACCACAAAAAGAGGGCACGGAAGAUGUGGAUCCAUUUUUGUCGGUUGUGUACUGCUCAGGCACAGACCGCUUGUGUGCUUGCACAAAAGGUGGAGAGCUCCACUUUCUUCAGAUUGGAGGAGCAUGCGAUGAUCUAGAUGAAACAGAUAUUCUUGUUGAUGCUUCUCUAUCAAAAGGAGCAGAGCAGUUAGUGGAGGGUAUCAAACCAAUAUCGAACCCCUCCAGUCCUGGCAUUAAAGGUGUUGAUCUUUUGGUUGAUCAGCCUUUCUCUUUAGAAAUGUUGACGUGCUUGGUUGAGCUUACCCGUUUUGAGACUCUUAUACCAAGGUUUUCUGCUACUGUCCCUCCAUGCUGGGUUGAAGUGCAACAAGAGCAACAGCAAAGGAGGCAUCCACAGCACUUACACCAGCAGCACCAUGGUGAUGCUGCACAGCACACCCGUACCUGGAAAUUGCAGAAUGACAGCACUAGCUGGGAUGAACAUGUUUUUGAAUUGGUGCUACUUAAGGCCUGCAUGGUGGGACACGUGGACUUUAAGUUCUUAUUGAAUUCUAACAUUAAAAACAUUCCACAAAUCCAAGUGACUUUACUCAAAAACAAGUCUCCCGGAUUAGCAAAAGUUAAUGAGACACCUGUAGAUAGACCAGUUUCAUUUCCCCUUUCACCAGCCUUUAAUGUUGAUAUUCAAAAAAAUGGAAAACAGGGCCCUGUUGACUUAAGUGAAGACAUGCAGAAUAUGGAAGUAGAAGAUUCUCAGUCACCUUGGCUAUGUCCAUUUCUGGAAGAACAUAAAGAGGAUAUUUUGUGUGGUCCAGUUUGGCUAGCGAGUGGUCUUGACCUUUCUGGGCAUGCUGGAAUGUUGACUUUAACCAGUCCAAAGCUUGUAAAAGGCAUGGCUGGUGGAAAAUAUCGUUCCUUUCUAAUUCAUGUCAAGGCUGUUAAUGACAGGGGCACGGAGGAUUCAUCCAAUGGUGCUGCAAGGCCUGUUGUAAGGAUUCCUACCCAUAAACCACAGAGUGUAAAAGGACAUUCUCUAGCAACACUUCUCGCUAAGGUUGUUCCUGGCAAGGAUAAAUCCUCUGCUAAAUUGGACACCAAGAAUUCCACAAGGAAAGCUAAUAAUCUCAGAGGUUGUGACUUGCUUCAAGAAGUCUCUGUCACAAUACGUCGCUUUAAAAAAACAUGUAUUCCAAAAGAGAGACUUCAGCGAUGUGCCAUGCUGCAGUUAUCGGAUUUUCAUGAAAAGCUCCUCAACACCCUUUGUAAAAAGACAGAGGAUAGCCUUGCCACUGAGCAUGCCCAGAGCCUGGUGCUAGAUAUCCUUUGUUGGCUGGCUGCAGUACAUUUAAAUGGCCCUGGCAGCUUGCGUGAAGGAAAGGAAAGCUUGCUUUCUAAAACAAGAAAUUGUUUGACUGAAAUUGUACGUGCAUGUUUUUUUGAAGCUGGAAGAAGCAUAGCCCAUAAAUGUGCCCGAUUCUUGGCUCUUUGUAUAAGCAAUGGAAAGUGUGAUCCUAGUCAACAAGGCUUUGGCUUUGUCCUUCUAAAGGCUCUGCUGGAUAAUAUAACCUACCUGCCUUCUGCUGCAACUGGAGGCUCAGUCUACUGGUAUUUUGUUUUAUUAAAUUAUGUGAAAGAUGAAGAUUUGGCUGGCUCUAGUACAGCCUGUGCAUCUCUUCUCACUGCUGCAUCCAGACAACUGCAAGACAGGCUCACACCAAUGGAAGCAUUACUUCAAACAAGGUAUGGACUGUAUAGUUCACCAUUUGAUCCUGUUCUCUUCGAUUUGGAAGUGAGUGGUUCAUCAUGUAAAAAUAUAUACAAUAGCAGUGCCAGUAUUCAGUCUGAUGAAAUCGACCUCUCGGAUGUUCUUUUAGGCAGUGGAAAAGUAAACAGCAGUGCUGCAGCUGAGGGGAGUUUCACAUCACUUACAGGGUUGCUUGAAGUUGAACCUUUGCACUUUACAUGUGUCUCCACCAGCGAUGGUACCAGAAUAGAGAGGGAUGAUGCUAGCACAUUUACUGUAAGCACGUUUGGUGUGACGCCAGCUGUGGGUGGCCUCUCUGCUGGAACAGUUGGAGAAGCCUCAACAGCUCUUAGCUCAGCAGCACAAGUUGCAUUGCAGUCACUUUCCCAUGCAAUGGCCUCAGCCGAACAGCAGCUCCAGGUACUGCAAGAGAAACAGCAGCAGCUUCUGAAGCUUCAGCAACAGAAGGCAAAACUGGAAGCCAAGCUGCACCAGACCACAGCAGCAGCAGCUGCCGCAGCCUCAGCUGUAGGCCCAGUCCACAACUCUGUGCCUUCUAACCCUGUGGCAGCUCCAGGGUUUUUCAUCCACCCUUCUGAUGUCAUACCUCCCACUCCAAAAACAACGCCGCUCUUCAUGACUCCGCCUCUUACCCCUCCCAACGAGGCCGUGUCAGCAGUCAUCAACGCAGAGCUGGCUCAGCUGUUUCCAGGCACAGUCAUCGAUUCUCCUCCGGCUAUACUAGCAUCACAUAACAAAAAUACAAACAAAUCCAGAGUGAAUCAGCUGGGCUCUGGUCUUGCACUAGCUAUCUCACAUGCUUCUCACUUCCUGCAGCCUCCGCCACAUCAGUCCAUAAUUAUAGAAAGAAUGCAUUCUGGGGCCAGAAGGUUUGUGACGCUGGACUUUGGAAGGCCUGUGCUGCUGACUGAUAUCCUAAUCCCCACAUGUGGGGAUCUGGCAUCUCUCUCAAUUGAUAUCUGGAGUUUAGGGGAGGAGGUAGAUGGCAGGAGAUUAGUAGUUGCAACUGACAUCAGCACCCAUUCGCUUAUAUUGCACGACUUAAUUCCACCACCUGUCUGCAGGUUCAUGAAGAUAACAGUGAUUGGACGUUAUGGCAGUACAAAUGCAAGAGCCAAGAUUCCACUUGGUUUUUACUAUGGCCACACAUACAUCUUACCUUGGGAGAGUGAACUAAAGCUAAUGCAUGACCCACUCAGAGGGGAAAGUGAAUCUGCAAAUCAGCCAGAUGUUGACCAACAUUUAACCAUGAUGGUAGCUUUGCAGGAGGACAUUCAGUGCAGAUACAACCUGGCCUGUCAUCGGUUGGAAACUUUGCUGCAGAGCAUUGACCUUCCACCUCUUAAUAGUGCCAACAAUGCACAGUAUUUUCUGAGAAAGCCAGACAAGGCUGUAGAAGAGGACAGUAGAGUUUUUUCAGCUUAUCAAGACUGCAUUCAGCUGCAGCUUCAGUUGAACUUGGCUCAUCAUGCAGUGCAGCGACUUAAAGUAGCUCUGGGCAUGAGCAGGAAAACACUGCAAGAGCAAUCUGAUUCUAAAGAACUGAUACACACUUCUUCAACUGAACAGCUGCGCACUAUUAUAAGAUACCUCCUGGAUACCUUGCUAAGCCUUCUCCAUUCUUCCAAUGGGCACUCUGUUCCAGGAGUUCUACAAAACACUUUCCAUGCUCAAGCCUGUGAGGAGCUCUUUAAACACUUAUGCAUAAGCGGGACCCCAAAGAUCCGUCUGCACACAGGCCUUUUGCUGGUGCAGCUUUGUGGUGCUGAGAGAUGGUGGGGACAGUUUCUCUCCAAUGUUUUGCAGGAGCUCUACAAUUCGGAGCAGUUGUUGAUAUUUCCUCAGGAUAGGGUGUUCAUGCUUCUUUCAUGCAUAGGUCAAAGAUCACUUAGCAACAGCGGUGUUUUGGAAAGCUUACUGAAUCUAUUAGACAGUCUGCUUUCUCCUCUGCAGCCACACUUACCAAUAUAUCGCCGUGUUGAAGGUGUCUUGGACAUUCCCAUGAUUAGCUGGGUAGUCAUGCUUGUGUCCCGUUUACUGGACUACGUCGCUACUGUUGAAGAUGAAGCUGCAGCCUCAAAGAAGCCUUUAAAUGGAAAAGAAAGAGAGAGAUUCCUAUCAGGCAACCAAUGGAGUUUUAUUAACAAUAGCCUGCAUACACAUAGUAUGAGAAGUUCAACCAAAGGCAACAGUAGUCUGGAGAGGCUGUAUUCCAGGAAGAUCAGGAAACAGCUUGUUCAUCACAAACAGCAACUCAACCUACUAAAGGCAAAACAGAAGGCUUUAGUAGAGCAAAUUGAAAAAGAGAAAAUACAGAGCAACAAAGGAUCUUCCUACAAACUGUUGGUUGAACAAGCAAAGCUGAAGCAAGCUACUUCUAAGCACUUUAAAGAUUUGAUACGCCUGCGACGUACAGCUGAAUGGCCUCGAUCUGCUCAAGAUACAGAAGUAUCUGCAACUAAAGAGAUUCCAGAAAUAGAACCUCUUCCAUUUACCUUGGCACAUGAACGGUGCAUCUCUGUUGUACAAAAACUUGCACUCUUCCUCUUAUCAAUGGAUUUCACUUGCCAUGCUGAUUUGCUGCUGUUUGUCUGCAAGGUGCUAGCAAGGAUAGCAAAUGCUACACGUCCAACAAUACACUUGUGUGAAAUUGUAAAUGAGCAACAACUGGAAAGAUUGCUGCUUCUUCUGGUGGGGACAGACUUCAACCGAGGAGACAUCUCUUGGGGUGGCGCUUGGGCACAGUAUUCCUUGACUUGCAUGCUCCAGGAUAUUCUAGCAGGGGAGCUCCUGGCCCCUUUAGCUGCUGAAGCACUAGAUGAAGUGGCAAUGGGUGAGGAAGCAGGAGCCUCGGCUGGUGACUCAGAUGACUCCUGGCAGCAACUACCACUGUUCGAAUCUGUAGAUGAACCCUUGUUACCAGAUAUAUCAGGUGCUCCUCCUCUGUCAUCUUUGGAUAAAGAUAAAGAAAUUGACCUUGAAUUACUUCAAGACCUGAUGGAAGUUGAUAUUGAUCCUUUAGAUAUUGAUUUGGAAAAAGAUCCCCUUGCAGCCAAAGUCUUCAAGGUAUGGCACCCCAUAAGCAGUACAUGGUACGAUUAUUGGGGUGCUGAUUAUGGCACUUACAAUUACAACCCAUAUAUUGGAGGUGUUGGUAUUCCUGUUGCAAAACCCCCAGCAACAGUUGAGAAGAAUGGCACUCAGACCGUUACCGUGUCAGUGUCUCAAGCUCUAGAUGCCCGUUUGGAAGUUGGUCUAGAACAACAAGCAGAACUGAUGUUAAAGAUGAUGUCCACACUAGAGGCUGAUUCUAUUCUGCAAGCACUAACAAAUUCAUCUCCUGUGUUGUCUCAGCCUACCAGUGGGACGGAUGACUCUUUACUUCGGGGCAUGCAUGUAUCAAAUCAGGCCAAUAAGAUACUUGUUCAGUCGUCGUCUUUACCCAUGUUGAGUGUCUGCUUCAACAAACUCUUUUCCAUGCUGCAAGUACAUCAUGUUCAGCUUGAGUCACUUUUGCAAUUAUGGCUCACAUUGAGCCUAAAUUCUAACUCAUCUGGAGGCAAGGAGAAUGGAGCUGAUCUGUUCCUGUACAAUGCUAAUCGAGUGCCAGUCAUCUCUCUAAACCAAGCCUCGAUUACAAGCUUUUUAUCUGUCCUUUCCUGGCAUCCUAACACCUUGCUCCGGACGUGGUGCCUUGUGCUUCAUAGUCUCACACUGAUGACGAACAUGCAACUUAACUCUGGAUCAAGUAGCACUAUUGGACCUCAGGAAAAUACUGCACAGAUACUGGUAUCUGAUCCAAAUCUUCUCCAUGUACUUGUGAAAUUCCUCUCAGGUACAAAUCCCCAUGGGACCAACCAGCACAGUCCCCAGGUUGGGCCUACAGCUACUCAGGCAAUGCAAGAGUUUUUGACACGAUUGCAAGUUCAUCUCUCGUCUACCAGCCCACAGAUGUUUAGUGAAUUUUUGCUAAAGCUUAUACAUAUACUUUCCACUGAGAGGGGUGCGUUCCAAACAGGCCAAGGACCCCUGGAUGCACAGGUGAAGCUUCUGGAAUUUACCCUGGAACAGAAUUUUGAAGUAGUCUCAGUCAGCACCAUUUCUGCAGUCAUUGAAUCGGUUACCUUUUUGGUCCAUCAUUAUAUCACAUGCUCAGACAAAGUCGUAUCACGCAGUGGAUCAGACAGCUCAGUUGGUGCACGAGCAUGUUUUGGGGGACUUUUUGCAAAUAUCAUUAGACCUGGUGAUGCCAAGGCUGUUUGUGGAGAAAUGACAAGGGAUCAAUUGAUGUUCGACUUGCUAAAAUUAGUUAACAUCUUGGUUCAGCUACCUCUCUCGAGUAACAAGGAAUUUAGCGCUCGUGCGCCUGUUGUCAGUAGCACCACUGACAGUGUUUCUGAUGAAGAGAAAGUCUAUGGGGGAAAGGAUUGUAACAGCGCUUCAUCUAAUACACAGAAUUGCACAGCAUAUGUUGCAGAUUUGGUGUUAGCCAACCAGCAGAUAAUGAGUCAGAUUCUUUCAGCACUAGGCCAAUGUAAUAGCAGUGCAAUGGCCAUGAUUAUAGGAGCUAGUGGUUUGCAUCUAACAAAGCAUGAAAACUUUCAUGGAGGACUUGAUGCUAUAUCUGUUGGUGAUGGAUUAUUUACUAUUUUAACUACUCUCAGUAAAAAAGCCAGCACCGUACAAGUGAUGUUACAACCAAUUCUCACAUACAUGGCUUGUGGAUACAUGGGUAGACAAGGUUCACUUUCUACUUGUCAGUUGUCCGAGCCUCUGUUAUGGUUCAUUCUAAGAGUUCUAGACACAAGUGAGGCUUUAAAAGCAUUCCAUGAUAUGGGUGGUGUUCAACUUAUUUGUAACAACAUGGUUACCAGCACAAGAGCCAUUGUCAACACAGCCAGGAGUAUGGUAUCAACCAUAAUGAAGUUCCUUGAUUCUGGGCCCAGCAAGACAACUGAUAGCAGUUUGAAGGCAAGAGUGCUUGCUUCAGAGCCAGAUAAUGCAGAGGGCAUCCACAACUUUGCUCCUUUAGGUACAAUCACAUCAAGCAGCCCCACUGCACAGCCUGCUGAAGUUUUGCUGCAGGCAACCCCACCACACAGAAGAGCUCGAUCUGCUGCUUGGUCUUAUAUAUUUUUACCUGAGGAAGCCUGGUGCGAUCUCACCAUUCAUCUCCCAGCAGCAGUACUGUUAAAAGAGAUACAUAUUCAGCCUCAUCUUGCAUCACUUGCAACAUGCCCUUCAUCUGUAUCAGUGGAGAUAAGUGCGGAUGGUGUGAACAUGCUGCCUUUAUCAACACCAGUCAUUACAAGUGGACUAACUUACAUAAAAAUUCAGCUGGUUAAAGCAGAAGUGGCAUCAGCUGUUUGUUUAAGGCUACACCGUCCUCGAGAUGCCAGUACCCUUGGCCUGUCCCAGAUUAAAUUAUUAGGUUUAACUGCAUUUGGAAACACAUCUUCAGCAACAGUAAACAAUCCCUUUCUUCCCUCUGAAGAUCAGGUUUCUAAGACAAGUAUUGGCUGGUUACGGCUGUUGCAUCACUGUCUCACUCAUAUUAGUGAGCUGGAAGCAAUGAUGGCCAGUGCAGCAGCCCCUACAGCUAACCUUCUGCAGACAUGUGCUGCCUUAUUGAUGUCUCCAUACUGUGGUAUGCAUUCACCAAACAUUGAAGCUGUGCUGGUCAAGAUCGGUCUUCAGUCGACAAGAAUAGGACUUCGGCUAAUUGAUAUACUGCUUCGUAACUGUGCUGCUUCAGGAAGUGAUCCUGCAGAUCUGAAUAGUCCACUUCUCUUUGGAAGACUCAAUGGUCUUUCAUCAGACUCAACAAUAGAUAUUCUCUACCAGCUUGGAACUACUCAAGACCCUGGAACAAAAGAUCGAAUUCAGGCUUUGCUGAAAUGGGUUAGUGAUUCUGCCCAAGUUGCCUCACUGAAAAGGAGUGGUUGGAGCAACUACAUAUCUCCAAACAGCUCCUCAAGGGAAUUUGGCCUUUUGAUGCCGUCCCCAUCCCAUUUGCACUGUGUAGCUGCAAUUCUGUGGCACAGCUACGAACUUCCUGUUGAAUAUGAUUUACCAGGUUUGCUGAACAGAGAUUUAUUUGAAUCUUUGUAUAAAUGGUCUAUGUCUCUACCCUGCAAUAUGGUCUUAAAGAAAGCAGUGGAUGGCCUCCUGUGCUCCAUGUGUCAUAUCCAUCCUAAUUACUUCUCUUUGCUUAUGGGCUGGAUGGGUAUCACACCACCUCCAAUUCAAAGCCAACACAGACUGUCCAUAACAGAUGACAGCAAAAAGCAAGACCUUAAUGCAUCACUGACAGAUGAUUCUAAAAAUGCACAAGCACCUCUUGCACUUACAGACUCUCACUUGGCUACUCUUGCUGCCGCAUCUCAGUCUCCAGAAGCCAUCAAGCAACUACUUGAUUCUGGUUUGCCCUCCCUUUUAGUCCGAAGCCUUGUAAAUUUUUGCUUUAAUCACAUAUCAAGUUCUGACUGUGCUGCUACACAUACAGACUUCACACAGGAGAGACUCCGAAGGCAACACACAUCACAGCACUUUAGCAAGAUGCCUGUAACAGCAGACUUGGUUGCACCAAUUCUCAGGUUUUUGACUGAGGUCGGCAAUUGUCAUGUAAUGAAGGAUUGGCUUGGGGGUGCAGAAGUUAAUCCUUUAUGGACAGCACUUCUGUUUUUACUUUGUCAUUCUGGUGCCAGCACAGCUGGACAUGUUACUGCUCCACCACAUGCAAGUAGCCGGUGUACUUUGUUAAACUCGAAUGCAGGAAAUGGCCUUACCACCCAACAGAGAACUGCAGUUGAAAAUGCAUCAGUGGCCUUUUUCUUACAAUGCAUAUCCUGUCAUCCAAACAAUCAGAGGCUAAUGGCACAGGUCCUGUGUGAGCUUUUUCAGUCUUCCCCACAACGUGGCAGUCUCCCUGCAUCUGCUAAUAUUUCGGGCUUCAUCAGAAGACUUUUCUUGCAGCUGAUGCUGGAGGAUGAGAAAGUGACCAUGUUUCUUCAGUCCCCAUGUCCUCUGUAUAAGGGUAGGAUCAAUGCCACAAGUCACAUCAUUCAGCAUCCAAUGUAUGGAGCAGGGCACAAAUUCCGCACACUUCAUUUACCCAUUUCCACCACAUUGGCAGAACUACUAGAUCGUGUCUCAGAUACUCCAAGUAUCACUGCAAAAUUAAUAAGUGAGCAGAAGGAUGAUAAGGAGAAAAAAAAUCAAGAAGAAAAAGAGAAAGUCAAGGCGGAAAAUGGUUUUCAGGACAAUUACAGUGUGGUUGUUGCUUCUGGUUUAAAAUCUCAAUCUAAAAGAGCAGUGUCCUCCACACCACCAAGGCCACCAUCUCGGCGUGGGAGAGUAAUAGCAGAUAAAGUUGGGAGCUCUUCAUCAGGAGUAGAAUCUUCCAGCAAGACAAUUAGCAUUCCGGUCUUUCACCUGUACCAUAAACUACUUCCUGGUCAACCAUUGCCACCAGAGAUGACUCUUGCCCAGCUUCUGACUUUACUUUAUGAGAGGAAGCUACCUCAGGGCUUUCGUUCUGUAGAUUUGACAGUGAAAUUGGGUUCAAAGGUUAUAUCUGAUCCAAGCUUGUCUAAAACUGACUCGUUUAAACGUCUGCACACAGAGAAAGAACAUGGAGAUUUGUUAGGUACCUGUCCUGAAGAGGAAGCUUUAAGUCCAGGCGAUGAAUAUGUAGAUUCACUUUUGGAUGACUCUUAUCUUGAAACGUGUCCAAUACAAUCUCCACUGCAAGUGUUUGCUGGAAUGGGAGGCUUGGCACUCAUCGCUGAGCGACUUCCUAUGCUUUAUCCUGAUGUCAUUCAGCAAGUGAGCGCUCCUGUUGUUACGUCAACAACUCAAGAAAAACCAAAGGACAGUGAUCAGUUUGAAUGGGUCACAAUUGAACAAUCCGGAGAGCUGGUUUAUGAGGCACCAGAAACAAUUGCUGCAGAGCCACCACCUAUUAAGUCUGCAGUGCAAACUAUGUCCCCUAUUCCUGCUCACUCCCUAGCUGCCUUUGGACUAUUUCUCCGUCUCCCUGGGUAUGCAGAGGUACUGCUUAAGGAGCGUAAGCAUGCCCAGUGUUUACUUCGUCUGGUACUAGGAGUUACAGAUGAUGGAGAAGGAAGUCAUAUUUUACAGUCUCCAUCUGCAAAUGUUUUGCCUACGCUUCCUUUUCACGUCUUACGGACUUUAUUCAGCACAAUGCCACUGACCACAGAUGAUGGGGUGCUCUUGAGGCGCAUGGCUUUAGAAAUUGGGGCAAUACAUCUAAUUCUUGCCUGUCUAUCUGCUUUGAGUCACCAUGCCCCAAGAAUUCCAAAUUCUACCACCAGUCAGACAGAGCCGCAGGUCUCUAGUUCUCACAGUAGUGGCACUUGUGAAGAACAGCAACUAUACUGGGCUAAAGGCACUGGAUUUGGGACAGGCUCUACUGCAUCUGGCUGGGAUGUUGAACAGGCACUUACAAAGCAAAGACUGGAGGAAGAGCACGUUACGUGUUUGUUGUUGGUUCUUGCUAGCUACAUAAAUCCAUCUGGAUGUGCAAUAAAUGGAGAAAUUCAGAUCAAUGAAAGCAGGGGCCAGAACAGCAGUGCCCUCCCAUCUGUUUUACUAGAGCUUCUCAGUCAGUCCUGCCUUAUCCCAGCAAUGUCGUCAUAUCUCCGAAAUGAUUCAGUUUUGGAUAUGGCUCGGCAUGUGCCCUUGUAUCGGGCCCUUUUAGAGCUGCUCCGAGCUAUUGCUUCAUGUGUAGCGCUGGUACCUCUGUUGCUCCCAUUGAGUGGAGGGGAAGAGGAAGAGGAGCAGUCUGAGUCCCAGGCAUCUGUAGGCACCUUGCUGGCUAAAAUGAAAACCUGUGUUGACACGUACACCAACAGAUUAAGAUCCAAGAAAGAUAAGGCCAAAGCAGGAGUGAAACCAGAUGCUUCUGAUCCAGAGCCAGAGGGCCUAACGCUGCUUGUGCCAGACAUUCAGAGAACCGCAGAAAUAGUAUCUGCUGCCACCACCAGCCUGCGUCAGGCUAAUCAAGAAAAGAAACUGGCAGAGUCUUCCAAAAAAUCUCUAGUGAAAUCGAAACCUUUCUCUAUCUUACGUUCCUUAGAAGAGAAGUAUGUGGCUAUCAUGAAAAAGCUUCAGUUUGAUACUUUUGAGAUGGUUUCCGAAGAUGAUGCAGGAAAACUGGUGUUUAAAGUGAAUUACCACUACAUGUCACAGGUGAAGAAUGCUAGUGAUGCAAACAGUGCUGCGCGAGCCCGCCGACUUGCCCAGGAAGCAGUGACCCUGUCAACCUCACUCCCGCUUUCUUCCUCAUCCAGUGUGUUUGUGCGAUGCGAUGAGGAGCGACUUGAUAUAAUGAAGGUUUUAAUAACAGGCCCUGCAGAUACUCCGUAUGCAAAUGGAUGCUUUGAAUUUGAUGUAUACUUCCCUCAAGAUUAUCCAAAUUCACCACCCCUUGUGAAUCUUGAAACUACCGGAGGUCAUAGUGUUAGGUUUAAUCCAAACCUUUACAAUGAUGGGAAGGUAUGUUUAAGUAUACUGAAUACUUGGCAUGGGAGGCCAGAGGAAAAAUGGAAUCCACAAACAUCAAGUUUUUUGCAGGUAUUGGUUUCCAUCCAAUCUCUUAUACUUGUCUCUGAACCCUAUUUUAAUGAACCUGGAUAUGAGAGAUCAAGGGGUACACCAGGUGGCACGCAGAGUUCUAGGGAAUAUGAUGGAAAUAUCAGACAGGCCACUGUCAAAUGGGCCAUGCUAGAACAAAUUCGAAACGCAUCACCGUGUUUUAAGGAGGUGAUCCACAAACACUUUUACUUGAAACGAGCAGAAAUCAUGGCUCAGUGUGAGGACUGGAUAGUGGACAUCCAGCAAUUCAGCAGUGACAAGCGUGUCGGCAGGACCAUGUCCCAUCAUGCAGCUGCUUUAAAGAGGCAUACGGCUCAGCUCCGAGAAGAACUCUUAAAGCUCCUGUGCCCGGAAGGCUUGGACCCGGAUGCUGAUGACUGCACAGAAAAAUGCCUUGCCGCCGCGAGCUGCGAGGAAACGACAUUGCACGAACCGGCCAAACCAAGCAGCAGCAAAGACGCCUCUAGUGACUUCCGAUUCUAAGCUGCAAUGGCACGGACUUGAGACACACAGGCUUGGAAGCACAGCCAAAUAUGUCCAUAUUUGUAUGUAAGAAGCUAACUAUGUAAUAGUUAAUGACGCUGAAACUAUACAGUACUUUGCCCUUAAGGAUAUACAGUUUAAUUCAAGAUGAUCUUUUACCUGUACAAGAGUGUAAACUUUUUUUGUGCUUUUAUUUUUCAAUUGUGAGAACCACUGAUUGGUAUGUUUAACAGAAAUGUAAACAUAAACAUGGCGAAAUCACUGAAACAAGGGAAAGUACCUUAGGAAAGAAUGUUUACUGAAUGUUUUCUUUUUUUUUUUUUUACCUGUAGAGUGAGGGCGUUGUAACAAAGAAUAUAUAUUGGUCAUUCUUAUAACUAUAACUAUUUAAAGAGCGCAACUUUUCACUGAAUUUGAUAGAUUUCGGCCAUACCUUCAUUCUCAUCUAUGAUUUCUACCGAAGACUCCUGCAUUCUUCAAUAAAAAUGAAAUCGACCCACUCCCUAGUAAAUGAUUUACUGGUACAUUUUUUUAAGAAUAAACCUGCAAUUUCCAAUCCGUAGAACUGGAGAGCCGCUCUUGUAAGACUGAAUUUAUCACAGUCAUUGUUUCAUUCGAUGCUUUUCAAUUACAACUGCACAAGAAAUAAAUGGACAUGGUUUUACCUUCA